CUGAAGGAAGUUUUCCACGAUUGAGAGCCAAACAACAAUAGGGUUUCUCUCUUUGCCAAAAAAACUCUUUCAUUCAAGUGGGCUCUACGGCAGGUUGUUCUCUGGGUAACAAGUCGGCAAAAUGAGCAAUCCAACAGAUAUGAGGUCUCAAUCAAUCUAAGCAUUUUAUGCAUAAAUAGGAGGACAAACCCAUGUGAACUUCAAUUGCUUAUGUCUCUUGUCAAUACCCAUAUUGCCUCCAGAACCACACAUCACUAAGAUUUUCCAACUUUCCAAAGGGCAAUAAUUUUUUCUAUAAAUAUAUAAACUCAGAUAUAAUCCCACAGCCAAAAUAGAGAGCUCUCCUCACAUUCUCUUGUAGCACAUCAUUCUUUUCACCCUCCAAGUUAGCAAAUACCAAUUAUGGCUUUUCGGUUGCCUGGCAUUAAUCAUGGAAAACAGCAAAUUCUCCGCAGAAAAGAAGCAGGAUUGAUAUCCAAAAAUGUGCCAAAAGGGUAUUUUGCAGUGUAUGUAGGAGAGGAGCAGAAGAAGAGGUUCUUAGUACCGAUCUCAUACUUGAAAGAGCCAGCAUUCCAAGACUUGCUGAGUAUGGCAGAAGAGGAAUAUGAGUUCAACCAUCCAAUGGGUGGUCUCACUAUUCCUUGCCGGGAAGACAUUUUCACUGAUCUCACUUCUCGCCUGAAUAAUAAUGGAUCAUAAAAAAGUAAAAGCUAAAAGGCAGAGACUAGAAAAGAUAAACUUUGUUUUCGGUAAAGAAGACAAGGCCAAGGUGGAAAAUUUCUACCCCACCGAAGAAGUUGAAGAUUCUACUGCCACAUCAAGAAUGUGACAGCAAUGGGUUUCCUAUCUUGCAAGGAAAUUUCAAGCUAAGUUGGUUUCCCAUGGGGAUCGAUGAUAAAGCAUAUAUGCAAAGCGCAAGCUUCCAUUAAUCUCUGUUACCUAAAGACCCCAUGUGCCAACCCAAAAGCGCGUGAGCUCUUCAAGUCAAGAACUUUGAUUGUUUACUUCAAAUUUUUUUUUUUUUUUUUUUUUUUUUGGGUGCAUUGAGCUAGAGCUGUAAUUCCCCCAGUGACAUGUGGCUAACUUUAUUUUUCUUCUAGAACUUUUCCUUUACAUCAAUACCCCAUUCAACGUGUCUAAAUGAUUGAUGGUUAUUUACAAAAAUAAAUAAAUAAAAAUGAUUAAUGACUGGGCUUACUUGUUUUUGCGGCAUUUUUCAUCAUCAGAGCAAAAGGUUGGCUUGAAUUUGAAUGGAUUAAUAAUUCAUGAAUUGUAGUAGGGCUUGCUUGUAAGACUCAAAUUCACAAAGCUUUGAUCCAACUAUGAAGCUGAAAUUAGAUUUUAGAACAUGUCAUGUAUGUACGGGCAAGAGCUAUAAAUU
Ziziphus jujuba (common jujube) is the source of this 1381-nucleotide messenger RNA. RefSeq names its product auxin-induced protein 15A. The transcript has a single exon. The record is from RefSeq and is a predicted model, not a curated record. Lineage: Eukaryota; Viridiplantae; Streptophyta; Magnoliopsida; Rosales; Rhamnaceae. Bases 403 to 699 code for a protein of 98 amino acids. Gene Ontology annotation, biological process: response to auxin.